Messenger RNA from Xenopus laevis (African clawed frog), 2470 nucleotides. RefSeq lists its product as uncharacterized. NCBI's taxonomy places the organism in Eukaryota, Metazoa, Chordata, Amphibia, Anura, Pipidae. The transcript is spliced from 6 exons. The record is from RefSeq and is a predicted model, not a curated record. The coding region runs from base 621 to 1520 and encodes 299 amino acids.
AGUAGCCCCUGAAACGCACCUCGGUAUAUCUUGAAAAGUACCAAUCAUUCUCCACAAGGUGUCACAUUGCUGGCGCUGUCUGCGGUUUGUACCAGCAAUAUACCUCAUUGAUCUGGGGGUAGUAACUAGUAAUAAAGCCUAUUUUUGUUUUGUUUACAACAGCCUCUGGUGUCCUAUAUUUUUAUUUCUACACAACAACAGAGAAGUUGCAGUUGCACAACACCAUCUCCCUUCCUCCUCCGUUUAGCGAGGGCCCUUCUGGGUAAGAGAUUCCUGUGUGACCCAUGUUCUACCUUGGAAAGUCACUUUUAAGGCAAGAUGUGGUUACCCCUGAUUUCCCCAUAAAGAACAACUUUGCUUAUGUUACACAUUGUUUCCAGGCACAAAUACUGUACAUCCGUUAUCUCACUGUCCCAAUAAAUAUGUUGUCUAUCUUUCCACACAAAUCAUUAUUAUCACAUUAGUAGUAAUCGGUAAAUAUGUGUAUCCCCAGGCAUAAAGCUGCAGCAUUCAAACAUCCCGCCUCCUUUACAUUAUCUGUGUCUGACACAUGGAAUCAUUUCAUUGGUUGAAAGUUUCUACGUCCCAAGGAAUUUUCUGGAGUUCUGACAGCAGAAGCGAUGCAGUGUACGAUGCAUCCAUUGAUUCGUCUGCUAUUCAUCCUCUUCAUCUCAUUCACCCUACUAGGGACAGAAGACCCUGUUGCGGAGGUGAAUAAACCAGUAAACGGCACUGUCACAUUUCACCAUGGUUUUGAGUUGGGCAAUAAAAUAAAUUGCACCAUUCGGGUGACCAGUCAAGGUGUAUUAAAGGAAGUUGCAGAAUACAGAAAAAGUCGUUUCAAUGUAACCAACGAGCAGUUUGUGACGCGCACUGUAUUCAACAAUUUGACAUUAGAGAUCCAGAAGCUGACAUUGAAUGACAGUGGGGUUUAUGAAAUAUCCUGUAAGAAUCCUGCAAAAAAGAGUAUUCGUUUCAAACUCAUGGUUUACAAACCAGUGCAUCAACCAGUUAUUAACAGUCAUUGCCAAUGUGGAUCUAAUGGGUGUAACUGCUCUCUUCAUUGUCUGGAUCCAACAAACACUACCUCUGCCCACUGGAUUAUUUUAAAAGACUCCGAACAUGCCAAUAUUUUAAAUAAAAGUACAAUAUGGACCCUGCUUGCUGAUACAUCUGAAAACACUGAGUACAUGUGUGUGCUACAAAAUCCUGCUGAUCAGAAAAACACCUCCAUUGGCUUCUGGAAACUCUGUUCUGCUUCAGGUUACAGUCACAUCCGUUGCCGGUGUUUGAGUAACUGGGAAAAAUGCAUUUAUUUCAGUGCGAGUGCUGGUGUCCUGGUUUUCAUUCUGAUUUUAGCCAUAGCCAAGAAAAUAAAAGAUACUAUACAAAGUAAAAAACAAACAAACAAUGAAAUGGAAAUGACAUCUGUGAAGAGCCAGCUAAUGGAUAAAAAAAUAUGCGGGACACCCGGACACCUUAUGAGCAAGACAUUUGAGGCGAGUGAAUCUUUACAAUAAAGAACAUUGGAAAAGAAGCAUCAAGGUUAUGCUCUGGUGUAACAGUCAAGACUUCAAAUGGAACCAUGUUUGCAAAUGUGCUAUCAAACUGGGUAUACUUGACUGGCAGAUCCUUUAAGUCCAGUUCCCAUUCAUUUUCUUUGGGAUCUGGCCAAAGUUUCAUUGACUCGGCAUUCAUAUCUACUGAAGAGGAUUUUUUUUAAAAACACAUAUUUGUGUUGAUCUCAAUUUGUGUGGAUCUCAAUCUUCAGUUGGCAUUUCCAGUAUCUUUUUUAACUGUUGUCCUUGAUAUAAAAACCAGAGCCAACCUGUGCCAUUGAGGUUCUGCAGACAAAGUAUAAUGUGCAUUAUGUCUGUACCCAUGAGUCGUAUUGUUAGUUUUAAGCAUUUCCCACAUUGGCCCCCAUGAUGGCACCCAUAGUUCCUAGUAAGGAGUGGGCCUGAGUCAGAGGGAGUGGGUUUUCCCGGUGUCCCACCAGUCAAGUUGACUGUCAGUACAUUGAGGUACUCAUAGGUAUUCUCUAAGUCCUGUUUCAGGACAUACUAUAUGUAUUUACAUUUCAUUGCAAGGGGGAGAGAGACAAACCACAAAGAGAACUGGGGAAUGCAUUUCAAUAGCUCAUAAAUGUGUGUUACUUUCUUUGUACUUAAAGGGGUUGUUCACCUUUAAAUUAACUUUUAGUAUGAUGUAGAGAUUGAUAUUCUGAGACAAUUUGCAACUGGUUGUCAUAUUUUUUUGGGUUAUUAAGCUUUUUAUUCAGAGGCUCUCCAGUUUGCAAUUUUAGCAAUUUGGUUACUAGGGUCCAAAUUACCCUAGCAACCAUGCAUUCAUUUGAACAAGAGCCUGGAAUAUGACUAAGAGGGGGCAGUGUCCGACUGGGAUGCCAGGGGCCCACCAGAAAACUUGGUGUGCCCAAUUUUCUAUUAUUUCUCAUUUCUUCACUCAACCU